AUGGCCGCUGAACAAAAAGUCCUCGGCACCCGCCUUCAAGGCAAGGUAGCGAUCGUCACAGGCGGUGGCUCUGGCUUCGGAGAAGCAAUUUGCAAGCGGUUCGCGGAAGAAGGAGCAAAAGUCAUUGUUGCAGAUAUGGAUCCGGUUGGAGGAGAGCGAGUUGCAAAUACAACCCAUCCGCAUUCUAUGCACUUCAUCCAGACAAACGUAGCCAGGGAAGAGGAUUGGGAGCAAUUGAUGGAGAACACGCUGGCGAAGUGGGGACGAGUGGACAUCUUAGUCAACAAUGCUGGCACAAGCUACAAGAACAAGCCAACGGUAGAAGUCACCGAAGACGAAUUCGACAAAGUCUUCGCCGUGAACGUAAAAUCCAUCUUCCAUUCUGCCCGCCACUUCAUCCCAAAUCUCAUCAAUCAAGGAGAAGGUGGCUCAAUCAUCAACAUCGCUUCCAUUGGCGCAACCAGACCGAGGCCAGGACUCGUCUGGUACAAUGCUAGCAAGGCUGCUGUUACAAAUGCAACAAAAGGCCUGGCAUCCGAAUAUGGCGAGAAGCAAAUCCGUAUCAACUCCGUCUGUCCUCUCUUGAGCGGAACUGGCUUAUUCGAAGCCUUCGCCGGCGUCCCCCCCACCGAAGAGAACUUCAAGAAAUUCCUGUUCAACGUCCCACUCGGACGCUUGACAGAUCCCGUUGAUGUAGCGAACUACUGUCUGUUUCUGGCCAGUGAUGAGGCAAAGUUCAUUACCGGUACCUGUUUGGAGGUUGAUGGUGGAAGAGGCAUCUGA
Messenger RNA from Hyaloscypha bicolor E, 783 nucleotides. RefSeq names its product 3-ketoacyl-reductase-like protein. Lineage: Eukaryota; Fungi; Ascomycota; Leotiomycetes; Helotiales; Hyaloscyphaceae. The record is from RefSeq and is a predicted model, not a curated record. Bases 1 to 783 code for a protein of 260 amino acids. The transcript has 5 exons.